AUGCCGAUUUGUGAAUUUUCUUCAACUUCAAAAAUGCGCAAAAUCGACGUGCACGCUCAUGUGCUUCCCAAGCAUAUUCCAGACUUUCAAGAGAAGUUCGGCUAUCCAGGAUUCGUCCGUUUGGAUCAUAAGGAAGAUGGGACUACUCAUAUGAUGAAGGAUGGGAAGCUUUUUAGAGUCGUUGAGCCAAACUGUUUUGAUACGGAGACCCGAAUUGCAGAUAUGGAUAAAGCGAAUGUGAAUGUGCAAUGCUUGAGUACAGUACCCGUCAUGUUUUCUUAUUGGGCCAAACCCGAAGACACUGAGAUCGUGGCUCGUUUCGUGAAUGACGAUUUGUUGGCAGAGUGCCAAAAACAUCCGGACCGUUUGAUUCCACUUGGCACAUUGCCAAUGAACGAUGUGCAAAGAGCUAUUCAAGAAGUCCGCCGAUGCUACUCCCUGGGAAUGCGAGGAUUUGAAAUCGGGUCCCACGUUGGCGAAAGAUCACUGGAUCAUAAGGAUUUUUGGCCUCUUUAUAAGGUGUGUGAGGAGUUGUCAGUGGUCCUAUUCGUUCAUCCAUGGGACAUGCAUAUGUGGGAUGGACGUCUUCAGAAGUAUUGGAUGCCUUGGUUAGUAGGAAUGCCAUCUGAGACUGCUCAGGCGAUUUGCUCCGUUCUAAUGGGCAAUAUUUUGGUCCUUUUCCCGAAUAUCCGCUUUUGUUUCGCCCAUGGCGGUGGCUCAUACCCAAUUAUUCGUGGCCGAGUUUCUCAUGGAUGGAAUGUUCGGCCAGAUUUGUGUGCUGGGGAUUGCCAAGUGGCUCCAAAUCAAUUGGAUGGGAAACUUUGGACGGAUUCACUGGUUCAUGAUCCAGCAGCACUCGAAUUGCUCAUCAACUAUUUAAGUCCUAUUUUCCAGGACCACAUCGUCCUCGGCACCGACUAUCCAUUCCCAUUGGGCGAGCUGGAAGUUGGCAAGGUUGUCGAGGAGUACAAACCGUUUUCGGCAAAGGAUCGUCAAAAUCUGCUAUGGGAAAAUGCUGUGAAAAUGUUGGGGCUAGAGGAGAACUCGCUUUUUGCAAAGGAUUUUUGA
Messenger RNA from Caenorhabditis briggsae, 1068 nucleotides. The record is from RefSeq and is a predicted model, not a curated record. Gene Ontology annotation, molecular function: hydrolase activity; carboxy-lyase activity. Gene Ontology annotation, cellular component: cytosol; cytoplasm. Bases 1 to 1068 code for a protein of 355 amino acids. Gene Ontology annotation, biological process: secondary metabolic process. The transcript is spliced from 8 exons. Lineage: Eukaryota; Metazoa; Nematoda; Chromadorea; Rhabditida; Rhabditidae.